UUAUCGAAGAUUUACACGCGCGCGAUAUAUGUGCACUUGAAUCGGGCUAAUAUAAUUUAUAUUUGACACUGUUUCCGAUCAUCGACCAAGCAUGUCAUUUUUUGGAGUCAACGUAAAUCCCUUUUCAACGCCAGUGGGCCAAAAAAUUGAGCAAGCUACGGAUGGUGGUUUGCCUAGUGAAAAUUGGGCACUUAAUAUAGAGAUAUGUGAUAUUAUAAAUGAGACAGAAGAUGGACCUAGAGAUGCUAUUAAAGCAAUUAAGCGCAGGCUUAAUCAAGCUGCUGGCAAAAAUUAUACUAUAGUAAUGUAUACGCUUACUGUAUUAGAAACCUGCGUGAAAAAUUGUGGAAAACGUUUUCACGCUCUUGCUUGUUCACGAGAAUUUGUACAAGAAUUGGUUAAGUUAAUUGGACCGAAAAAUGAACCACCAACUGCUGUGCAGGAAAAAAUUUUGAAUCUUGUUCAAACAUGGGCAGAUACAUUCUGUCAUCAACCGCAUACUCAAGGAGUUGUACAAGUCUAUCAGGAAUUAAAAGCAAAAGGCAUACUAUUUCCGAUGACUGAUUUGGAUGCAAUGGCACCUAUCAUUACCCCUCAAAGAAGUGUACCUGAAACAGAACAAAUCUCAGGGAAUUUGCCUGUCAAUGAUCAACAUAUUUCCAACUCUACAGUGAUACAACAACAAUCGCAAUUACAAUCAUGUAGUCAGUUAACUCAAUUGAAUGAGCAACAAUUGGCAAAAUUACAAAGUGAACUGGAUGUUGUGCAAGGCAACAUGCGUGUUUUAUCAGAAAUGUUAACAUAUUUGACAGAUCAAACUUCUACUCAACCACCAGAUUCUGCAGAUCUUGAAUUAUUAACAGAAUUGCAUGCAACAUGUAAAGCAAUGCAAGAACGUGUGGUAGAUUUAAUUGGAAAACUAGCUAAUGAUGAAAUGACAGCUGAAUUAUUACGUAUAAAUGAUGAACUCAAUAACUUGUUCCUGCGUUAUUCAAGAUAUACAAAAAAUAAAGCUGUACCUGCAAGUACUAUAUUAGCUCAAACAAUAGGUCAACCACCAAAUAUUGAUUCGAGUGCAGAGUCAACAAAAAAAGAGGCAGAUUCACUUAUAGAUUUGUCAGAUGAAAUUGAUACUGUACAAAAGCAGGUGGCAGGAAUGGGUAUAUCUGAAACUGAUGAUAAUCUUAGGGUAGAAAAAAAAGAAAAGAAAGGUGGAGAUAAUGAUGAAUUUGAUAUGUUUGCACAGUCCCGCAAUGCGACAUAUGAGACAACAAAAAACAGUGGCAGCAAAUAUGAAGACAAUAUGGAACAGGUGAGCGGAGGAAGUCUAAGUUCAGCAAUUCUCAAUCGUAACAAUCCUAAGUAUUCCCACCAAACUGCUUCUACUACUGCUACUACUACUACUACUACUACUACUACUACUGCUGUUGCUGCUGCUGCUGCUCCUCCUACUACUACUACUCUCAACCGGGAAUCAGAAUUCAGUGAAAUGGCAGCUUGGCUUAGUCAUACGCCUGCUGUACAAGGUGACCAAGAAUCUUUAACAUCAUCAGAGUUUGAACGUUUUUUAGCAGAGCGAGCAGCUGCUGCUGAAGCUCUUCCUACACUUUCAACUACAACAACUCCAUCAAAUACUUCAAAUUCUGGAAAUCCAAAUAUUCAACGUCAAAUUAAUAAAGAUCAAGAUAAAUCUUUAUUUGCUCUGUAAAUGUUGCUAUCAAAUCUCUUUUAAAGCAGGUGAUAAAAGACAACACAACUCUAUACUAAUUAAAGUCUCAAAUGCCUCUACCUGCAUCUGUUAUAUUAAUUUAAUCAAUUAAAUGCAAAAAAAGAAAUAAGAAAUCAGGAAAGAGAGGCAAAAGCAUUAUGCAUUAAGUUUGCUUUUUUUACGUACUUAACAAGUGUAGUACCACGCAGUAUGUAUUGGAAUAUUUUUGUUAUAGAUUCUUACUUAUAAUGGAUAAGUAAUGAUAAAAUAGAAAUCUAAAGAAAAUGUAUGUUAAUUGUGCAACUUCUUUAGUAGAAUGAUAAAAAGUAUUAAUUUUGUCUUAUUUGUAUAUAUAGAAAAUCCUAUAUUUACAAAAUUAUAUUAAAUUUAAAAAGAAAAAAAUAUAAACAGCAAUGCAUAUCCCUUGCACUACCUUAUAUCCAUAAGAAUGCAAUUUUAUGUGAGGUUGCAUUUAUUUUAUUAAUUACUGAAGCGUGGAACAUUAAGUAUCAUAUUUAAUAGAUCAUCUGACAAAUAUUAAUGAAAAUAUUUUUCUAUGUUAAAGUAAAUUACAAAUGCUCUCCUAUUUAAAAUUUUGUAUAGAAUCAUGAAUUAUAACUUGGUAAUCAUUAUAGUUAUUUUGUAUAUUAUUAUAAUGAUUAUUAUUGUUACAUUAGUAAUAUUCUUUAUGCCACUAAUGUCGAUUAGUAACGUUUAUUAUUAAAAUUAUUCUAAAAAUAGAACUUAUGUAUAUUCUACAAAAAGAAUGUAAGAAAAUUCCUCUAAUAUGCAAUAUUAUGUUACAAUCAUAAGGACAACAUGAAUGGUAAUUUUAGUUUUUAAUAUCUUUUCUUUUAUUGCAUGUUAUAUAUUGUUAAAUAUGUGCACAAUAAUAUUAAUUUAUAUAUCAUUUUUAUAUUAAUUUAUAAUAGUCUUUAAUUGUUAUUUGCACAUGUAAACAAACGAAAUGAUAAAAAUUUAUUGCAAAUAUUUUCUUAAUUUUUUUCUCAUAUACAUUCUACGUUUUAUAUACGCAUCUUAUAUAAAAUAAUCGAUACAUAAAUAAUACAAUACAAUUUGAAUAGAGAAUUGUUAUUGUUCCUAAAUAAGAUAUAUCUCUUUAUAAUCUAUCCUCGCUAUUAAAAAAAAAAAAAAAAAGGGAAAAGGCCUAUUAUUAAGUUAUUCGUGGACAAAUAGUUUAUAUAAUUAUUAAAGUUCAUAUAGUAACAUUACAAUGUAAAGUAUGUAUAUGAAUUUUUAUAUGAACAAGCACUUUUAAACAAGUUUAUUUCGUAUUAUCAAAAAAUAUUAACGACAGGUUAAAAUGCAAUAAAUCAAAAAUAUCUUUCUUUA
This is a messenger RNA of Vespula vulgaris, 3061 nucleotides long. Its product is annotated as TOM1-like protein 2. The transcript has 9 exons. Gene Ontology annotation, biological process: signal transduction. Gene Ontology annotation, molecular function: clathrin binding; ubiquitin binding; phosphatidylinositol binding. NCBI's taxonomy places the organism in Eukaryota, Metazoa, Arthropoda, Insecta, Hymenoptera, Vespidae. Bases 92 to 1708 code for a protein of 538 amino acids. Gene Ontology annotation, cellular component: membrane; endosome. The record is from RefSeq and is a predicted model, not a curated record.